Orbicella faveolata is the source of this 3468-nucleotide messenger RNA. RefSeq lists its product as uncharacterized. The record is from RefSeq and is a predicted model, not a curated record. Gene Ontology annotation, molecular function: ATP binding; kinase activity. NCBI's taxonomy places the organism in Eukaryota, Metazoa, Cnidaria, Anthozoa, Scleractinia, Merulinidae.
UUGUGACGUCAUUAGAAAACUCAAAGAUUAUAUAAAAACAUGGCGUCACAGCUUUGUAGAAUGGGAUUGCAAAGUCAUUCCAGACUUUGUAUCAUUCAUUUUCCGCUUCCUAGAAGAGCUAAAGUAUUUGCCCGAUUGUUUUGUACAAGCGCAAUGUCGAAGAAUAUGAAGCAUGUUAAUGGAGUGGUGUCGAACGAGGGAACAAUUUCCAACUCCUUCCUCAAUGCCCAAGAAACGAAACUAGUAGAAAGUAAGUGGAAACGAAAGUUUAUGGACACAAAAUAUCGAUGUGAUGCGAUUUUCGUUCUUGGCCCUAUGGGAGCAGGGAAAACUACUGUUAUUAACCACGAAUUUAAGACCCAUCCUGUGUUCGGAAAUUACGCGUACGUCGACACAGACGAGAUUAUGGGAAUGUUGAAAGGUUUUGAAUCAAACAAAGUGGAGGAAUACUAUCCUCUUGCACGUAAUAUUGCGAUUGAUCUUACUGACUGGAUCUUGGAACAGAAAAUUAGCUUUGUGGCUGAGGGAACUUGUGUCAAGUAUCUUGAGCUCAUAGACUACAUGCAUCGCUUAAAAUCAGUUGGUUAUCAUGUUCGUGUGAAACGCCUUCCUCGAGUUCCACUUGAUACAGUUCUUGAAAGAGCUAAACUACGAAAAAAUCGAGUUGUUCCAGAUCACGUCGUCGAAUCCAUUUUGGAAGGAUCAAAUCUUGGAGUGGAAAAGUUGUACGAGUUCAACAAGAGAGAGUCGCUUUUUGAGGACAUGGAUAAUCACGAUAGAAAUGAGGAACUGAGAGUAACUGCGUCAGCGUCAUUAGAAAUUCCAUCGCCAACUGGCUAACGAUACCUCGUGGUCUUCAUGGUACUUGUGGUUAAAUUUUGCUGAGUAAACUGAAUAUGUUGGCCGGUAAAAACCAGGUGAAAUUGCAAACAAAAUGGGCUGUCAUUCUUUAGUGUUUAACCACAAAAAGAUGUUGAUGCCAUCGAUAAAUGACGGAGGAAGAUUUAUGCUCAGUCAAACGUGAAAUUUCACAAUUAAAUAAUUGGGGAGCUUGUUUACAUCCUUCGUUUUUAAAAACUGAAUUAACAAUCACUUUAGCCAGGGUCAAACACGGUGUAUUGUGCAGACUGCAGAUUAUUAGCCUGCGUUGCAGACAGUCUAAACCGCAGGUACUGACUACAUCGGGGAUUUUAUGACACGUCUGGUUGCAACGCAGGCUACAGAUUUCUAAACUAAUAUUGAAUUUCCAUUUCCAUUAUCAAGAACUAAUCACAUACAGGCUAACUAAUCCGAGGCUAUUCAAGCCAACCUGGCUGAUAUUCAGGCUAAACGUUUCUAUAUCGUGAUUGGUUCUCUGCACACCUAUUCGUCAUGUAAUUGCCACGCGAUCAUUUGGGUGUCCAAUUACAGGCAUCCAAUUACCACUUUUUGUAAUUGGAUACCUAUGUCAUUUGCACAUUAGUUACAUGAGCUUUUAUCACUUCCUUCAUAGUGUCUCCUGUAGUUUAUAAAACUUAUAGAAAGCGCUAACGACAUUUUCACUCAAAAGAAGUUCUCAAAAGACUUUUUAAAUUUCAAGAUUUGUUAUAGAUCUUCUUGAUUACUACAAUAUGGACAUGGAAUUGCCAUGGAAAAUUGUUACCUUGGUAUCUGUCACUGUUCCGUGCUGUGCCAGUGAAUUUGUCACUUCACUCUAACUGGCUGUUACCUGUAUAUGCUAGUUUAACUUAUUUAACAUAAUAAGAACAAACUUUUAACAGAUUGCUUUGCAUAACCUAAAUUAUUGUCAUAAAUGUUGUCAAGUGUGAAAAUCAUACCUAUAAGAUUUUUGCAAGCAUUACUGUUGCAAUUAGAGUUCUAAGAAGUUCAAAACAUGCUAUGCUAUAAUUUUAUAACAGUAAUUCAGAUUAUACUCUACAUGAAGUUUCAAAAAAAAUUGCCUGGAAUAAGAUGUUUAAUCCAAAACAUUACCUAAUUGGUUUGUAAUGAAUCAGGCAUCUUUGUACAGACAAAGGCCAAAAUGCCAGAAUUGUAAGUUUUUUGAGCAAAAAAUCUGGCAGCAUCUGACAACUUACUGUUCUGAAGUAUUUACAGUAAUAUCUUAUAUUCCUAUCAUGUAACACAAUUGACAGCACACUCAUGGUUAAGGGACUCACCUUUCACUCUGAAUGAGCCAAGCUUCAGGCAUAAUCUUAGUUAUCAUAAUGAGUAAAAUUUACUGUUAAAAACCACUGCUACUAGAGGCGACAUUACAUAAACAAAUGGAGAAUAUUUUGCUCUAAGGUCCACACUAAUUUUGUUUGGUCCUGUGAGCCAUGUAUUACUAGUUCAGUGUGUAGAGACCUAAAUAAGUUCUUUCUAGAGUAGUUAGUUUCAAAAAGUGACUAUUUUCAGUUUUAAUGGAAGUUUUACAACAAGAGACAUUAGUAGUUUCCUUGAGACAUUUUACCAUGGUCGUCCCUUCAUGUGAUCAUUGGUGCAGUGCUUCUCCUCAAUACCUUUGGGGCCAAAAAUUAUGUCUUGGUGCUGCUUAUGGUGUUUAGUUUGGCAUUGCCUAGAUGCUGCUGCACCUUUGUGUGUUGGGAAAUGGGAUUUUGUUUUGUAGAGUGUAGAAUAUUGUCCUUUCUAUUAGGACUACAUUUCAUGUUUAUCCAAUGUCACACAUUCAAAAGGUGAUACUAAUAUGUAGGUUUUUUGUUGGGGGUGGGGGGGGGGGAUUUUCUUGCACACAUCCCUGUUAUUUAUGUGGAAGUCAGCCCUUGUACUUCAACCUGCAAGCAGGCCCUUUGCAGGAUUCAGUGCACUUUCCUUCUUUGAAUUAUUUGCGCAUAAAUGUGUUAAUUUACGUAUCAGGACUGGUGGUACAUGCACAUAGUUUAGUGAUUGUACUAUCUUUUAUUUGGUGAAAGACAUUUUGAUGUCAUGACAAAGAAUGAUACAUUUUGCUUUCUUUCAAUGGUGACAUAGCCGUGUAUUUUCCUUUUAAAGAGGUUUGAUGAUCAUCUCUAAAAAUUCUAAUGGGUUCUGCCAAUCUUCUAAAAAAAUUUUACAAUUAUUGUACAUCAUGUACAGAGCUUGACACCACACAUUACAAAGCAAAACAAGGUUAUUCAUCAUGGUAUUUAUUUGUACAAACAGCUGUGCUAAAUAUAAUUGUGUUGAACUUUUUUUAUAUCAAUCCUGUAAAUCUACAAGUAACAAUGUAUUACAGGCAUUUGACAAUGUUACAAUAAACAGGCACAUUUAUGUUGCCAAAACUGUUAACAUUAUAAUAAAUUCAAAUGAUCUCCAAGUUAGCUUAGUACCUGUCGGAUUACUUCUUGACUCAAAUAUUGGUAGUCCAAAUGGAUUCACGGGCUGCAUGUGCAAUGAAGUUAGUUCCUAGCUUUUGGAUUAAAAUUAGAAAAUGAAUAUUUCGAAAUGAAAAAUUUUGCCUUGAAGAAAGCCGUACCCGUUCAAAGAAAUAUA